AAUUCAGAUUGUGAUCUGAGUGAAGAUGCAUGUCAUGCGCCUGUCCAAGAUAUGGAUGUUCUCCACUAGCUUCUUGGUGGGUUGCUGAUUUGAGGGUGACCUGCAAGGCUGGUGUUACAGUUGCACCCAACCAAAAAGCCUAACCAGGAACAUUCCAUCACUCAGGCUAAGUCUACACUGUCAAGUGACUGAGCAGUAAAUCAGCCCCCGGCGCUGUCAAUGUCCACACUGGCAAGGCACUUAGUGCACAUUAGCUCCACAGGUAGCGCCUCCUCUGCAAGAAGCGUAGCACUUGCUGCACUCUGUAUAGCGUGCUGGGAUACCAGCGUGGACACCACGGUGUAGUACCGCACCCUGAAUGGCCUCCAACACCCUUUCCAGAAGGUCUUUUCUGGUCUCCCUGGUCAUCUGCGUGUCUGCAACAUGCCCUGAGCCAUGCAGACUCUGAACACAAGGAACAGAAGGAGGGGAGGACAGGGACAGGAUGGAGCACAGGGAGCAGCCCACAGUGACUCCUAAGGAAGCGAACACACUGGAGUCACUGCUAGUACUGCAGAUGCACAACUAUUCCCCUCUCCCUCCGCAGCCAGCGUCCCAACACUUUUUUCAAUACACCCCCCCAAUGCAAUUUGGGUACCACUCCGCCCCUCCGGUUCCAUCCACCACACUCCACACCUGCCUGCCCAGCCUCGACCUAUGCAGACUCUGGCAUGUUCCUGGUGCAUUCAACGCCCAUUCACACGCAGCUUAGCUCUGAUGAACUGUAGCCUCUUCCACAGCACAUCAGAUGGGGGCGCUGCAGAUGAACCUUGGACAUAUACAAACCUGUGAAAUUAUUGGGGCAUGCCUCACCCCCUGUCUCUCCCACCCUGUCCUUCCCUGGCUCCCACCAUGCAGAUGUUUGUUUCAUGCUUCACUAGGGUCCUACAUUUACUGUGUUUAAGAAAUGAAAUUCAUGUGCUUCAAAGAAAUCUUUAUUCCGUUACAUGAAAGCGAGCAAGCCAGCAUACCUCAGCAAAGCUACAAUUACUGUAAGGCUAAGUACAGUGCUUGGACCAAUGAGAGUAACCCCCUAGCAACGCAGCCACUGCACUCCCAUGCAUAGCAACAAGUUUUACUGACUUUCAGCAUCAAAUUGCUGCCUCAUGCCAUCCCUGAUCCUUACAGCUCCAUGCUGUGCUUUUAUAGCCCUGUUCAAACUUGGUCUCAAGGUGCUGAGCCUCAGUGGUCCAGCCCUGAGUAAAGUUUUCACCCUUUCCUUCACAAUUAUUAUGAAGGGUACAGCAUGCGGUGACAACCACAGGGAUGUUAUCAUUGGCUAAGUCUAGCUUCCCAAACAAACAUCGACAGCAGGCCUUCAAACAACCAAAAACACACUCCACAGUCAUUCUGCACCUCUUAGCCUGAUACUGAACUGCUCCUUGGGCUGUCGAGGCUCUAUGGCUUCAUGAGCCACGGCAUUAAAGAUAGGCAGGGUCUCCAAGGAUCAUAAUGGGCGUUUCCACUUCCCCCGUGGUCAUUUUCUGGUCUGGGAAGAAAGUCUCCACUUGAAGCUUCAUGGGCCCCCACACCUACUGUGACGGACCUGUGAGGAUCCGCACUGCCGAGGGGGAGGACCCGCCCCCCCAGAGAAGGAGAAGACGAGCCGGCGCCGCGGCCGGCCACAGCAGACCCGAUCCUCAGCUCAGCGGGGCCGGCGAGGAGCAGGGAAGUGGCGCAGCCCUGCCGCACGGGAGGCGGGGCCAAGUUACGCUGGUGCUCCCCGGUGUGAGACCCAGGGAGAGGACACGUCGGCGGAUGCCGGGAGGCUCGGGGUGGGGCCUCUGCCGCACCACUUGACGUCACGGCACAGGCCGACAGGGAGGGGGCGGGGCGCCGUCACUCGGCGUCUGCCCCCAGGCCGCUUGAAAAGCGGCAGGACCGGAGGCGGAGAGCGGACACUAGGAAGAAGCGGCCCCGUCCUGGCAGAGUGAGGGAGGACCUGCCUCCGCGCUGGAGGAAGCAGCGCAGGACCCGUGGGCCACCGGACCACCCAGGAGGACCAGAGACCGACCAAGUGGGGGAGCUGGGGAUUCAAGAACAACACAAACUCUUGCAAAGCUCACAAAAAUGAGGAGAGCUGAUAAUGCUGUGGCAUCCGUCAUCCAGCCUAAGAAGCCCAUGAUUAUUUGCAAAGGAUCGUGGAAGAGAGCGUAGCCAAUAUGAAAGACUCACACCCACCAGGAAAGACGUCACCUGCAGGCAUCCUCUUCAGACCGGGCCUGCCAUCCGGAAACAUGGCCAUCUGGUUACUGACCCAGGAGCUGUGGCACGUAAGGAGAGACAAUCAGAGUCUACGUCAGCAUGUGGAGCACUUGACAAAGACGGUUUCUGUGAUGGAGACCAGACUGGCUGCUCUCGAGCAAGCCCCGUGCCCAGAUGUGGCUGAGCACUCCUCAGGCACUGUCCUGGUUCCCUGUGUGGAGAAGGUCCAGACCCCUCUGGCAGACCUGAGUGAAGCAGGCCCCAUGGACUGUGGGAGAACUGGAACCGACCUGCUAGCUGGACCCCCAGAGGCUGUGGAGUCAGGGGAGGAUCCGUCUGCCCCUACAGGGAACUCCCUGCCCCCUCCCUCUCCUUCCGCAGCCAGCAUCCCCGACAGCUCCCUCCUGCACAUCUCCCCCCAGGAGGACAGGAGACUCUUUGAGGAGGCCAAGGGCGACAUUGCCAAGUACGCCCUGGCGGUGUUCAGACGCACGGUGCUGCAGGACUAUUUCCAGCGGUGGCGGGGGAAGGCCAAUGUGUCCGGCACGCACCAGAAAGCCGCCCUCUCGCCCAACCUGGUGAAUGCAGCGUUCAAAGCGGCAAAGCGGUGGAAGCCAAAGCUGUCACGCAGAGACUAUAGUAACAUCAAAAUCCAGAUCAACAGGUUCAUGCGAUACCGGAAGAGCAGAAGCCUGGUUGUGUCUCCAGGGCAGGUGUAACAGCCUGGCUCCCCCGGCUAGCUGGGCUUUGGGUCCUUCCUUCAGAAGGGUAAAGGGAAUCCUGGGAAACCUGCCAGCCCUGGGCCCCUCCCCACAGCUCCCAUGGGACCAGUUCGUAAGUUGUGCCUGUACAGAUCCCACAAGUUUGUGAUUUGGGGACGUUAUUGUUUUAUCUUCCUUAAGCCCAGGAGGGAUCAGUGAAGCAGUGCAACCAACGGACACUCUAUGUUGGUAAGACUCGCGCCAUCCACGGUAAUGAGCACAGCAUAAGUGUCUAAAAUAAAUUAACUUGCAGAGUCAUUCCAGCUGGCUAACAUGAGAAUGAUCAGCCCAAGCAUUGGAAACCUCUUUCAGAUUGCCAAGAUUUAGAAACCCGGGUUUAAUUAACGUGCAGCAAUGAGAUCUUUAGAGCUUUAGGGUAGAAUUUGCCACUAUGUGUUUAGUUUUUACUAAAUUGACAGUGACUUGUUAAGAGCAAAGAGAUGUUUUCAAUUCAGUGAAAUGUUCCUUGUAAAAAUGCUGGAUACAGUUUUAAUAAAAUCUAUCACUUCAUACAGGCUAUUCACAUGGUGGAACCACAUUAUUGUUCAUAUUUGACUGGACACAACUUAAAUAUGGAGAGAACUUGCUAAGCCUCAUAGC
Molecule: messenger RNA, 3605 nt
Organism: Pelodiscus sinensis (Chinese soft-shelled turtle)
Lineage: Eukaryota; Metazoa; Chordata; Testudines; Trionychidae
Source: RefSeq, a predicted model, not a curated record